Messenger RNA from Suillus discolor, 827 nucleotides. RefSeq lists its product as uncharacterized. The coding region runs from base 249 to 590 and encodes 113 amino acids. The record is from RefSeq and is a predicted model, not a curated record. NCBI's taxonomy places the organism in Eukaryota, Fungi, Basidiomycota, Agaricomycetes, Boletales, Suillaceae. The transcript has a single exon.
GAAUAAUUGACAUGGCACUCGCGCUCGGGGCAAAUAUGGCCGAGCCUGGGCAGUACAAUGUGAUCACUACCCGUCACGGUGACAUCCCGGGCAGUGGCGUAACUCCGCUUCUCCCCAACUGACUGCACAGACCCACUACAGAUCAAGAACACUAAUGAUGCAAUCAGUAUCACGACGCCUAUCUUAACGAGAGCCUGGCAAUCCCAGAGAGCACGCCAUUUUCGGUGUUAUUUGAUGGCGCACUCGAAAUGACUCGAAACUUGCACCGUCAAGUCAACUUUCUCUUUCGACUACUAUUACUUCCCACUUCCCGUGCUAGCCGUUCAAGUUGGCUGGGUACGUCAACCCUAGUCCUCGGAUCUUCACGACAACCCUGGCAUAUCCCUCUCGAGUUCAAAAUAAUCCUCAAGUUAUUACCCCAUACCCCAGGAGCACACUGCUCGCUUACUUAUUUUCAAAUCCCAGCUCGUUCAGAAUGCACCCGAUUCACACAAAUAUCUACCAGUAUAGGGUUCGGCAUUGUCGACUUUCACCUUACUCCGUGGUGCACGGUUCUAUUUCUGCGCCUUCAUUUUGUUGCGACGUACUAGCGUCUAUUAGCCACAACAAGUGCUAGCUAUUUUGGCCAUCGAAACUAAAGCUGUGUAUAGUGAUACUUGAGACGAGACUGCCUUUUCAUUCACACCUUGGAUGAACUCGCAGUUGCAUUUUGCACACCUUUUUUGUCUGUGGUUUAUCGAGCGAGUCGUGUUUACUAUAGUUGGAAUUGUGGUGCUAGGGCCUAAAGCGCCGCGUUUCAAAUAUUAUAAAUAUUUGCUUUCCAUAUA